Messenger RNA from Rotaria sp. Silwood1, 1260 nucleotides. Lineage: Eukaryota; Metazoa; Rotifera; Eurotatoria; Philodinida; Philodinidae. The record is from the annotation of a GenBank genome assembly.
AUGGUUCUGCUAUAUUCUUUGGAUGAUCCUCAGCAUCCCAUCGGCACUCGUCAAAAUGGAAUUGGACUGAUGGGAUUUGGUAAAAGUGUGGCAUGGUUAGAUGAUCAAGGUGAAAAGGCAGUGAUUCUAGCCAAUAGUUAUACAUAUUCAAAUUAUCAAUGGAUCUCGUCAUUCGUGCAUAUAUAUGAUAUUCAAUUGGACGGAUUUUCAGACAGUACACAACCGAUUCUUAUCUAUCCCAAUAGUCAGCAAAUUACUUUUCCAUGGAUGCGGCCACCGUUCAUUCGUUUGGUUUGUUCACCAUUUGGUCAUUUAGCCAUUUUCGAUGAUUUGGGCAUUCCAGGUAUUAUUUACUCGGCACCGGCGGGUACCUAUCCGAAUACUAAUUCAAGAUAUUUUACAUCCAAUACUGUUUCUUGCAUUCGUGGUACCUAUCGAAACUAUACCGGAAUCGAACUCUGUAUGCCAUGUUCCAAUGGCACAUACACAUAUUCAAGCAACUGUUCACUGUGCACAUCACCAAAUUCAUUUUGUCCGUAUGGAGCAGUAGAAGAAAUCUCCUACUCGACAUUCGAAUCGAUCGAACAAGAUCAAGAUUAUCCUGAGUCACCUGAAAAUACCGUGUUUGAUGAUAUAUUAAUGCAAAAUAUGUUUAGUUUUAAUCUACGAUUUGCUCAUUGUGCGCUCGUCUCACCCAUAACCUGGGUACUUCUAGUUGUUGGUCUUGGAGUGAUUAUAGCUAUAAGUAUGGUUAUUCAUGAGCUAUGGAUUGGUGGCCUUGCGUCAGCAGCAGUCAUUGUUAUUACCAUUUCAGCCUACAGUUUUUCCAAUCAAUACUUCCAUCAAUAUCCAAUUGAGCAAGUUACUAGUGACAGUUCAUUUGCAUGUGAUGUCACAUUACGUAAUGCAAAAUUUAGCACAACAAUACAAAUGACAUCAAGUUCACGUAAUACUACUAAACAAAAUCAAGCCAUCUUCAAUAUGCUUCACUCACAAUCCUUUACGUUGAAUAUUGAUCUUAUCCAAACAGCAUUCACUUGUAAUGAUUCUCUUAUCGUUCAACGUCUCGUUGGCUCUAGACCGGCACAAUUGCCAAUUUCGGUGUGUCAAACAAGUUAUAAUGGUAGUAUACUCUCCUUGGCCAUUGUUCUUCCAACACAGGAAAUUGGUAUUCAAUUCACAUUGCCAGGAUCAAGAACCAUUGGUGCCAUUCGUUUGGGAUUAAGUGGACCUUCGGCGGUCAGUACUGAUAAAAAGUAA